AUGUGUUUGUACUGUGCCGGUCACUUAGGCGCUACCGUAAAAAACAUGCUUGAUGAUGACGAUGAGGAAGAGGAUGCCAAGACUCCGCUUCCAUUCAGCGCUCUGAGAAGGGAAAGGGGGUUAGCCAAGCCUGGAGGAUCCACAGGAAAAAGCCACUCCCCCGGCCGGGUGGGGAAGCCUCUGGCUGGGGACUGUUGCGUCUCUUGCUGGCAGCAGUGGGAUUCCGUGGGAGCCCUGGGUUUGCAGCUCUCCAGGAUCUUGGCCUCCCUGGAGGAGCAGAACUUCACGGAGGCCUGGGGGAAGAAAGCCAAGGAACUCUAUGGCUCCAUCUGGAAGAAUUUCACAGACACUCAGCUGAAGAAGAUCAUUGGCUCCAUCCAGACCCUGGGGCCUUCCAACCUGCCCCUGGACAAGCGGCAGCAGUACAACACCAUCCUGAGCGAGAUGGACAACAUCUAUUCCACUGCCAAGGUGUGUCCUCCCAACCAGACCGCCAGCUGCUGGGCUCUGGAUCCAGAGAUAACCGACAUCAUGGCCACCUCCCGCAGCUACCAAAAGCUGCUCUACGCCUGGGAGGGCUGGCACAGCGCCGCCGGGAACCCCCUGAGGCCCAAGUACAAGGCGUUUGUGGCGCUGAGCAACGAGGCCUACAGGAUGGACGGUUUCAAGGACACCGGCGCUUACUGGCGCUCCUGGUACGACUCGCCCACUUUCGAGGACGAUCUGGAGCAGCUGUACCACCAGCUGGAGCCCCUCUACCUGAACCUGCACGCCUUCGUCCGGAGGAAGCUGUAUGAACGCUACGGCCCCAAGUUCAUCAACCUCCAGGGCCCCAUCCCUGCUCACUUACUGGGCAACAUGUGGGCCCAGCAGUGGAACAACAUCUACGACAUGAUGGUCCCCUUCCCGGACAAGCCCAACCUGGAUGUCACCAGCACCAUGGUGCAGCAAAACUGGAACGCCACGCACAUGUUCCGGGUCUCCGAGGAGUUCUUCACCUCGCUGGGCCUGAUGCCCAUGCCGCCCGAGUUCUGGGAGAAGUCCAUGCUGGAGAAGCCGUCGGACGGGCGGGAGGUGGUGUGCCACGCCUCCGCCUGGGACUUCUACAACCGCAAGGACUUCAGGAUCUUGCAGUGCACCACGGUCACCAUGGAGCAGCUCUUCACGGUGCACCACGAGAUGGGGCACGUCGAGUACUACCUGCAGUACAAGGACCAGCCGGUCUCCUUCCGCAGCGGGGCCAACCCCGGCUUCCACGAGGCCAUCGGCGACGGCCUGAGGCUUCAGCGCCUCAACCACGUGACCCAGGACACAGAGAGUGACAUCAACUACCUGCUGAAAAUGGCCCUGGAGAAGAUCGCCUUCCUCCCCUUCGGUUACCUCAUCGACCAGUGGCGCUGGAAUGUCUUCAGCAGCCUCACCCCUCCCAGCCGCUACAACUACGACUGGUGGUAUCUGAGAACAAAAUAUCAGGGCAUCUGUCCUCCCAUUGCAAGGAACGAAACCAACUUCGACCCUGGUGCAAAGUUUCACAUCCCUGGCAACACCCCCUACAUCAGGUACUUUGUGAGCUUUAUCCUGCAGUUCCAGUUCCACAAGGCCCUGUGCGAAGCCGCCAACCACACCGGCCCCCUGCACACCUGCGACAUCUACAUGUCCAAAGAAGCCGGAGCCAAACUCAGGGAGGUGCUGCAAGCCGGCUCUUCCAAGCCAUGGCAAGAAAUCCUCUUCAAUUUGACUGGCACGGAGAAGAUGGACGCUGGGGCCCUCCUGGAGUACUUCAGCCCCGUGACCGAAUGGCUUCAGAGUGAGAACCGCAAAACCAAUGAGACUCUGGGCUGGCCGGACUUCGAGUGGCGCCCGCCUGUCCCCGAGGGCUACCCCGACGGCAUCGAUAAAAUAGCCGAUGAAGCACAAGCCAGAGACUUCUUGGCAGAGUACAACAGCACAGCUGAAGCGGUGUGGAAUGCCUACACUGAGGCGUCCUGGGUGUACAACACCAACAUCACCGACCACAACAAGCAGAUCAUGCUGGAGAAGAACCUGGAGAUGUCGGCCCACACCCUGAAGCAUGGCGUGCAGGCCCGGCAGUUCGACUACUCUGACUUCCAGGACCAGAGCGUCAAGCGCAUCCUGAAGAAACUGAGCGACAUUGAGAGAGCCGCCCUGCCGGAGGAGGAGCUGAAGGAGUACAACAACCUCCUCUCGGACAUGGAGACCACGUACAGCGUAGCCAAGGUCUGCAAGGGGCAGGACAAAUGCUACUCCCUGGAUCCAGGUGAGCUGUACUACGACGAGCUCCUCUUCUCCUGGAAGGGCUGGCGGGACGCCUCCGGGAAGAAAAUCCGGAGCAAAUUCAAGAGAUACGUGGAGCUGAGCAACAAGGCAGCCAGACUCAAUGGCCACACGGACAACGGGGCCUUCUGGAGAUCCCUCUACGAGACGGCCACCUUCGAAGCAGACCUGGAGAGGAUCUACCAGCAGCUGCAGCCCCUGUACCUCAACCUGCACGCCUACGUGCGCCGCGCCCUCCACAACAAGUACGGCCCGGAGCACGUCAACCUGAAGGGCCCCAUCCCGGCCCACCUGCUCGGCAACAUGUGGGCCCAGUCCUGGUCCAACAUUUUUGACCUGGUGAUGCCCUUCCCUUCUGCCUCUAAAGUGGAUGCCACCCCAGCCAUGCAGAAACAGAACUGGAACGCCACGCACAUGUUCCGGGUCUCCGAGGAGUUCUUCACCUCGCUGGGCCUGAUGCCCAUGCCGCCCGAGUUCUGGGCCAGGUCCAUGCUGGAGAAGCCGUCGGACGGGCGGGAGGUGGUGUGCCACGCCUCCGCCUGGGACUUCUACAACCGCAAGGACUUCAGGAUCAAGCAGUGCACGGUGGUGAACAUGGACGACCUGAUCACGGUGCACCACGAGAUGGGCCACGUGCAGUACUUCCUGCAGUACAAGGACCAGCCCAUCUCCUUCCGCGACGGGGCCAACCCCGGCUUCCACGAGGCCAUCGGCGACGUCAUGGCCCUGUCGGUCUCCACCCCCAAGCACCUGCACAGCAUCAACCUGCUGGACCAGGUGGAGGACAACAGCGAGAGUGACAUUAACUACCUGCUGAGCAUCGCCCUGGACAAGAUCGCCUUUCUGCCCUUCGGGUACCUGAUGGACCAGUGGCGCUGGAAGGUGUUUGACGGGCGCAUUAAGGAGGAGGAAUAUAACCAGCAGUGGUGGAACCUCAGGCUGAAGUACCAAGGCCUGUGCCCGCCCGUGCCCAGGUCGGAAGACGACUUUGAUCCUGGGGCGAAGUUUCACAUCCCAGCCAACGUUCCCUAUGUCAGGUUCUCUGUCAGUUUUGUGAUCCAGUUCCAGUUCCAUCAGGCCCUCUGCAAAGCGGCCGGCCACACCGGGCCCCUGCACAAGUGUGACAUCUACCAGUCCAAGGAAGCCGGAGCCCUGCUGGGGAACGCCAUGAAGCUGGGCUUCAGCAAGCCCUGGCCGGAGGCCAGGCAGCACAUCACCGGGCAGCCCAACAUGUCGGCCGACGCCCUGAUGACCUACUUCAAGCCGCUGACGGACUGGCUGGCUGCUGAGAACACCAAGACCGGGGAGAGCCUGGGCUGGCCCGAGUACAACUGGACGCCCUAUGCGGGUCAAGCGCCGUCUAGUGCCAGUGCCAGAGCCAGUUUCCUGGGGAUGUCGCUGGAUAGCAGCCAAGCCGUCGCAGGCCAGUGGGUCCUGCUGUUCCUCGGCGUUCUCCUGCUCCUUGUCUCGAUCGUCCUCGGAGUCAAAUUCCACUCCUCCAGGAGAAGGGCUCACAAAUCCAGCUCAGAAAUGGAACUGAAAUAAUGCUGCAUCUCACUCCUUUCCUUUGCUGUGGGUGCUCGCAUGGGCCACGGGGGAGUGAGUGAGUGAGUGAGUGAGUGAGUGAGUGAGUGCAUGGGGGAUGUGAGUGCCAAGUGUAUGCAUAUACAGGCCACGUGUGUCUGUGUGCAUGAGUGUGUACAUGGGGAUGUGUGAGUGCAAGGUGUAUGCAUGCAUGGGCCACGUGUCUCUGUGCGUGCAUGGAUGGGCCGUGUGUGUACGCAUGAGAAUGUUUGCACAUGGGCCUAAUAAGCGUGUGCCUGCACGCAUCUGGGCCUGUGUGUGUCGGGGACAUGCUCGCGAGCCUCGUGUGUCGCUGAGGCAGGAGUGCAGUCGGAUGCAUAGGACUCUUCCUUCCAAUCAGGUCAAAACUUUUUGACUAUGCAAGAGCCAAAGCAGAGAAUAAUUAUUUAUUUGCCAAUGUCUGAAUUCCCAGACCCCCGAGAUGAGGAGUGGGACCGUGGGGUUUGUUUCUUAUCCACCCCGGUGCGGAUUGGCCAGUUUGAAUCAAAGUAACAUUGUUCAAUUCCCUAGUGAUUGGAAAAGGUUUAAUUAAUUGGGCAGGGGGGCUGGUUUGCAUCCCAUCCACUGUGCCUGGGAGCUGGGAGGCCGGGGGAUGGCAUCUGAUGACCUCUUGAGGUCCCUUCCAGUUCUAGCGCUCUCUGAUUUCUGCAGCUCCGCUGCGCCGUUGGGAACACCACAAGGGCUCCAUGUUAGCCGUGGGAAGCUUUUUGUGGGAAAGGGGCCGUCCCUCCUUAGGGCAAGCCCGGCCCCCAGGCACGCACAGAUGAAAAAUAAAAACCAUCCUGUUUUCCCCCCACUAAAA
This is a messenger RNA of Pelodiscus sinensis (Chinese soft-shelled turtle), 4681 nucleotides long. The record is from RefSeq and is a predicted model, not a curated record. NCBI's taxonomy places the organism in Eukaryota, Metazoa, Chordata, Testudines, Trionychidae.